This is a messenger RNA of Encephalitozoon cuniculi GB-M1, 363 nucleotides long. RefSeq names its product ribosomal 40S subunit protein S20. The coding region runs from base 1 to 363 and encodes 120 amino acids. NCBI's taxonomy places the organism in Eukaryota, Fungi, Microsporidia, Unikaryonidae. The transcript has a single exon. The record is from RefSeq and is marked provisional.
AUGGAUGUUGAGAUGAAGAAGCAGGACAUAGAUGUAGCAAGCACCAUGGAGACCAUGAAGGUCUGCAUCGAUAUGGCAAGUCUUGAGGAGAAACAGAUCAAUAAGGUGUGCAGGGAGUUCUAUGAGUAUGGAAAGACAUUCAUCGAUGACCUGCAGCGCGAGACAGUCCUACCCAAGAAGGUCGAGAGCAUAACAACCCUAAGAAAUCCGUCUGGACAGGGCACGAAGAAGUGGAGCAGGUAUAAGAUGAUUGUGCACCUUAGGAACUUCUAUCUGGAGGCCACACACCAACAGCUGGAAAAGGUUGUCCAAUUCCUUAGGAACUUUCCCCAUGUCGAAAUCAAUCUAAGCAUUCAGAAUUAA